This is a messenger RNA of Camelus dromedarius (Arabian camel), 2660 nucleotides long. It is a transcript of the gene ZBTB9, whose product is annotated as zinc finger and BTB domain containing 9. The record is from RefSeq and is a predicted model, not a curated record. Gene Ontology annotation, biological process: regulation of transcription by RNA polymerase II. Lineage: Eukaryota; Metazoa; Chordata; Mammalia; Artiodactyla; Camelidae. Gene Ontology annotation, molecular function: RNA polymerase II cis-regulatory region sequence-specific DNA binding; DNA-binding transcription factor activity, RNA polymerase II-specific; protein binding. Bases 324 to 1721 code for a protein of 465 amino acids. The transcript has 2 exons.
GGCGCGGUCUCUGCAGAGAUCCUCCGGGCGCUGGGCCGCGUGUGUACCCGUGGGGGCGUGGCGGCGGAAAGGGCCGCCUGGCCGGCACUCGCGGGGUCCCGGUGGCUGUGUUUGCCCGGCAGCCGGACUCUGUGGGCACGUGAGUGGGAGGGGAGCGGCGGGCGGGAGCGGUCCUGGCCGGCGAGGUCCGGCUCGUGGCUGAAGGACCUCCUCAUCUUCCACAGUCCCUGGAAGUUAAAGCCCCGCCUUUCUCCCGCGCGGGCUCUACCCCGCCCCUCACCUCCUGUGCUCCUUCCUCUGGGAUCUCUCUUUCCCAGGAGGCCAUGGAUACUUCGACGCCUUUGCCUUCCGUAGCUCCCUCCCCGGUCUGCAACCCAGCCCCACGGACGAUCCAGAUCGAAUUCCCUCAGCAUAGCUCAUUGCUUCUAGAAGCCCUGAACCGCCACAGGCUAGAGGGAAAGUUCUGUGACGUGUCCCUCCUGGUGCAGGGCCGCGAACUUAGGGCUCACAAAGCGGUGUUGGCUGCCGCCUCUCCUUACUUCCAUGACAAGCUUCUUCUGGGGGAUGCUCCACGGCUCACUCUGCCCAGCGUCAUCGAAGCCGAUGCCUUCGAGGGGCUGCUCCAGCUCAUUUAUUCAGGGCGCCUCCGUCUGCCACUGGACGCUCUCCCCGCCCACCUCCUUGUGGCCAGUGGCCUCCAAAUGUGGCAAGUAGUAGAUCAGUGCUCAGAGAUUUUGAAAGAACUAGAAAACUCAGGUGGUGGAAUUUCAACCCGGGGGACAGCCCCCUUCCACACACUUCUUUCCACAACAUCCUCUGCAGGAGGCUGGUGCAUUCGCUCUGCCCCUUUCCAGACCCCAGCGCAGUCUUCUCCUUCUACCGAGAGCCCCGCUGUAGGGGAGGGGAGUGAACUGGGAGAUGUGUUGCAGAUUCAAGUUGAAGAGGAGGAGGAGGAAGAAGAUGAGGAGGACCAGGGAUCAGCAGCACCGUCUCAGGCUCCUCAACCUCAGAGAGGAUCAGGGAGUUUUCCCCACCCUUCUGGAUCCCACCCACUGCCUGUAUCCGCUACUCCCCGCAGGCUUCCAGAGGGUGAGAGUGCGCCACUUGAGCCUCCUGCCUCUCACACUGCACUGCCCCCCAAGAUCUUCUUCGUUAAGCAGGAACCCUUUGAGCCCAAGGAGGAGAUAUCAGGAGGUGGAACUCAGUCUGGAGGAGCAAAGGAGGAAACCAAAGUGUUUCCUGGAGGGGACACUGAAGGGAAUGGAGAGCUAGGAUUCUUGCUGCCAUCAGGAACAGGAACAACGUCUGGAGGAGGUGGUCCAUCCUGGAAACCAGUGGAUCUUCAUGGGAAUGAAAUCCUGUCAGGGGGUGGGGGACCUGGGGGAGCAGGGCAGGCUGUGCAUGGGCCUGUGAAGCUAGGUGGGGCACCCCCUGCAGAUGGAAAACGCUUUGGUUGUUUGUGUGGGAAGCGGUUUGCGGUGAAGCCAAAGCGUGACCGGCACAUCAUGCUGACCUUCAGCCUUCGGCCCUUUGGCUGUGGCAUCUGCAACAAGCGCUUCAAGCUGAAGCACCAUCUGACAGAGCACAUGAAGACCCAUGCUGGAGCCUUGCAUGCCUGUCCCCACUGCGGCCGUCGGUUCCGUGUCCAUGCCUGUUUCCUUCGCCACCGGGACCUGUGCAAAGGCCAGGGCUGGGCCACUGCUCACUGGACUUAUAAGUGACUGCUCAGGCCACAUGCUAGCUUCCAGGACAAGGGAGCCACUGCUGCUGAUGGAUACUUCACCACUAUGGCAUCCCAGUCCUGGAUCUUGUCAUCAUGCCAAGAGAAUAUGUUAUGGAUUUCUUGUUUUGGGGUGUUGGCGUCAAUCUGGCAGUUUUGGAAACUUUUUUCAUGUCCAGGUUUUUGCUAACUACGGGAAGGUGGGUUUACAGGCUAUACAUAAAUUGGUCACUUGCCCAUAAUCUUUUCGUACAGGAAACCAGAUUUCAGAUUAGUUUAUUUGAUGAGAGAGAAACUAGAGCACAAAACAUGAUAAAUGUUUCAUUCAGUCUCUAUGAGUAAUUAAAGGAGCUGGUCUCCAUCUAGAGAUAUGUUUGAUUCAGAGUUCUAGUAAUUCAGAGACUAAGCUCUUAAGUUUUUCUCUCCUUUAUCAUUACUGUAAUUAUGUGAGUAGAGUUUUUAUAUACUUUUUUUUUGUUAUAUCUUUCCAGAAGCCCUUCAGAAUUGCUUUCUCACCGGUAGAUACUUUUCCAACACCUUUAUUUUUCAUGUUGUAGUUGAGCACUUUAACAAAUUGAACAUUCCACGUGUCAUGUAGAACUCUCAUUAAUAGAGUCUGUGCCUCUUGCCCACCACUGGUCACACAUACAUUCAUCACAAUGACUGGAAUGUGACCAGUGAACUUGGGAGAUGGCCACUGACCUAACAUGCUCUCAGGGUAGCAACACUGCUCUGAACAAGUGGCCAUGAGCAGUGGGACUCAGGGCUGAGAUGGCAUACGCUAAAGUGUAGAGAAUAACUGCACAGUGGGACCACACCCCCUUCCCUUUCAUCCCCAACUACACAUUACCUUGGUCAACAGGUAACAGGGUAGAUAUUGUAACGGGGAGAUUGUCAUAGGUUACUUAAUUUCUUCAAAUAAACUUUGCCCUAGAAUGUA